UGUAAUCCUAUCAGGAUAUCAAGUUUUAAAUUCUUGAACUACCCCUUGAUAAUCACUAGUUCCUUCACCAAAAAUGCCUUCAUCUUCCCCUUCCAAAGUUAGUCGCUUUUCUGAAUCAGAAAAUUCAAAGGAAACAAUGAGCUUGAAAUACAAAGAUAUAAUAUCAACCCUCCCAAAACUAGACCCCCCUCAUCCUACUUAUGAAAUCACUCAAUACAAUGGCUUUUGGUUCCAUUCUAGCACUUUAGAAGCAACUUUAUCCCUCUCAGAAAACUUCAAGGCUCAACCCUCGGAUAUUUUCCUUUGUAGUUCUCCAAAAACGGGUACCACUUGGCUUAAAGCCUUAGCCUUUUCAAUUAUGACUCGAGAUCGUUUCUUGGAUGAUGAUUCGACAAAUCCUUUACUCAACAAGGUACCUCAUGAAUGCGUAGCAACGUUGGAAGUUGAUUUUUACGCCAAACCUAUUGCCCUGGACACUGAAUUGCCAGUGUUGGCUACACAUUUUCCUUAUGCUUGCCUUCCACCAACUAUAGUACAGUCUGAUUGCAAGAUCAUUUACAUAUGUAGGGAACCGAAAGACACCUUUGUUUCUUGGUGGCAUUACGGUAAAAAGCAACAAGAAACCUUCGGUGUAGAGAGUGGUAUUACACUCGAACAAGAAUUCAAAUGGUUUUGUGAUGGGACGUCCAUGUAUGGACCCUAUUGGGACCAUGUCUUGGAAUACUUUAAGGAAAGUGUAGAGAGACCGGAGAGGGUGUUCUUCUUAACGUACGAGGACUUGAAGAGUGACACGUUGUGCUAUGUGAAGAAAUUGGCGGAGUUUAUGGGGAAGCCAUUCUCUGAGGAGGAAGUGAAUCAAGGUGUGGUUGAAAAAAUAGUUGCACGUUGUAAUAUCAAAAGUUUGAGCGAUUUAGAGGUGAAUAAGAGCGGCUAUUUUGACUUAAAACCUUGGAAAAUCAAUAAUAGUUCCUUUUUCCGUAAAGGAGAAGUUGGAGAUUGGAAGAAUCUUUUAACCGAGGAUAUGGCAAACUCAAUUGACCAAAUAACACAGGAAAAAAUUCAGUCUGUGGGCUUGUAUUCCCUUAGCGAGAACAAAACAAAGGAUUAAGGAAGUAUUAAUGAACGUUUGGAGAUUGCUUUUGGUUUUUCAUUUAAUUCUGUCUUUCUUCUUGUUGAUCUUCUUGAGUUCUCAUGUACCAUGUCUGAUGUCCGUAUCUUGUUAUGAUUUGCAAUAAAAUGGUUAUUCUGAAUA
This is a messenger RNA of Lycium ferocissimum, 1252 nucleotides long. Its product is annotated as flavonol sulfotransferase-like. NCBI's taxonomy places the organism in Eukaryota, Viridiplantae, Streptophyta, Magnoliopsida, Solanales, Solanaceae. Bases 74 to 1108 code for a protein of 344 amino acids. Gene Ontology annotation, molecular function: sulfotransferase activity. The record is from RefSeq and is a predicted model, not a curated record. Gene Ontology annotation, biological process: sulfation. Gene Ontology annotation, cellular component: cytoplasm. The transcript has a single exon.